Messenger RNA from Hippocampus zosterae (dwarf seahorse), 2351 nucleotides. RefSeq names its product phosphoenolpyruvate carboxykinase 1 (soluble) (gene pck1). NCBI's taxonomy places the organism in Eukaryota, Metazoa, Chordata, Actinopteri, Syngnathiformes, Syngnathidae. Gene Ontology annotation, molecular function: GTP binding; phosphoenolpyruvate carboxykinase (GTP) activity; manganese ion binding. Gene Ontology annotation, cellular component: mitochondrion; cytosol. The transcript is spliced from 8 exons. Gene Ontology annotation, biological process: cellular response to glucose stimulus; cellular response to insulin stimulus; gluconeogenesis. Bases 1 to 1875 code for a protein of 624 amino acids. The record is from RefSeq and is a predicted model, not a curated record.
AUGCCUCCUCAGCUACAGUCUCCAAAGCGAGACGUGCCUCGGGUGCUGCAGGGCGAGCUGAGUGCCCUCAGCCCGGCCGUCAGGGAGUUUGUGGAUAUCAACGUGACGCUCUGCCAGCCGGACGCCAUCCACAUCUGCGAUGGCUCCGACGAGGAAAACCGCACCAUCUUGGCCCAACUGGAGGAGCAGGGCAUGAUCAAGAAGUUGCGCAAAUAUCACAACUGCUGGCUGGCCAGGACAGACCCUCGGGACGUAGCCCGGGUGGAGAGCCGGACGGUGAUCGUGACCGGUGACCGCCGCGAUACGGUGCCGACCCCUCUGGAGGGCGGCAUCAGCCAGCUGGGCCGCUGGAUGUCGCCGGAGGAAUUAGACAAAGCUGUCGCUCAGCGCUUCCCGGGUUGCAUGAAGGGCCGCACCAUGUAUGUGAUCCCUUUCAGCAUGGGACCAGUUGGAUCCACGCUGUCCAAGAUUGGCGUGGAGUUGACGGACUCGCCCUACGUGGUAGCUAGCAUGAGGGUGAUGACCCGCAUGGGAAAGGCGGUUUUGGCCGCUCUUGGGACUGACGACUUCAUUCGUUGUCUGCACUCUGUCGGUUGCCCACUUCCACUUAAAAGGCCUCUGGUGAACAACUGGCCUUGUAACCCAGAGCAGACCCUGAUCGCCCACAUCCCAGAGCGGCGGCAGAUCAUCUCUUUCGGGAGCGGCUACGGUGGGAACUCCCUGCUCGGCAAGAAGUGCUUCGCCCUGCGCAUUGCCUCACGCCUUGCCAAGGAGGAAGGUUGGCUGGCAGAGCACAUGCUGAUCCUGGGCAUCACCAACCCUGCAGGCCAGAAAAAGUACAUGGCGGCAGCGUUCCCCAGCGCCUGCGGGAAGACCAACCUGGCCAUGCUGAGCCCUACACUACCCGGCUGGAAGGUGGAGUGCGUGGGAGAUGAUAUUGCCUGGAUGAAGUUUGACCACCAAGGUCACCUGCGAGCCAUCAACCCAGAGAACGGCUUCUUUGGAGUCGCACCCGGCACCUCCGCCAAGACCAACCCCAAUGCUAUGGCCACCAUUGCCAAGAACACCAUCUUCACCAACGUGGCAGAGACCAGCGACGGAGGCGUGCACUGGGAGGGCAUGGACGAAGCUCUGCCCGAGGAUGUCACCGUUACUUCAUGGAAGAACAAACCUUGGAGCCCAGAGGAUGGAGAACCUUGCGCCCACCCCAACUCCCGCUUCUGUACUCCGGCCGAUCAGUGCCCCAUCAUUGACCCACUAUGGGAAUCACCUGAAGGUGUCCCCAUCGAAGCCAUCAUCUUUGGGGGACGCCGGCCUGAAGGUGUCCCACUAGUCUACGAAGCAUUCAGCUGGCAACACGGUGUCUUUGUCGGAGCCGCCAUGCGUUCAGAGGCUACUGCUGCAGCAGAACACAAAGGCAAGGAGAUCAUGCAUGACCCGUUCGCAAUGCGCCCCUUCUUCGGCUAUAACUUCGGGCAUUACCUGUCGCAUUGGCUCAGCAUGGCAGAGCAACCCAAUGUCAAGCUGCCCAAGAUCUUCCAUGUCAACUGGUUCCGCAAAAGCCCCACCGCUGGUUUUCUCUGGCCCGGUUUUGGUGAAAAUAUCCGCAUCUUGGAUUGGAUGUUCCGCCGACUGAACGGCGAGGCCGGAGCUAUGCCCUCCGCCGUGGGAUACCUACCAUGCCGUCAUUCCUUACACCUGGAUGGCUUGAGAGAGCUGGUAGAUCUGGAACAGCUCUUUGCUCUGGACCGGGAUUUCUGGCAGAAGGAGGUGGAAGAGAUUGGGAAGUACUUCACCACACAGGUGAACGACGACCUUCCUGACGAGGUGGCAAGGCAGCUGGAACUCCUUCGGCAGAGGGUCAACCAAAUAUGAAAAAAAAGGAAUGUAGCUCGAGAAAAUUCUAAAUGUUGGGAACCUUCCUUUAGCAUGCUAAUCAUUUUCGGCUAACUGCAAGUAAAUCAAAGUGAUCUAUUUCACAGUGAAUCCUGGUUUAUCUGGAAAGGAGGAGGGUUAUACAUUCCAGGCCAACUCAUAAUAGAGACUGCGGGGUCAGCCAUCAAUGUUAACUACGAACAGCGGAAUUCGUGACAUUCCGACUGAGUGGUUCGCAUCCAGCGCUAACUGCUAGCGGUUUAGUCACCAAACUGUUUGAUUUGCCUACAUUUAUUUGAUGGAAGUUAUAUUUCAAUAACAUCCAUGGCUCACUUCAGGUUUCUUGUUUCUCUUAUUUUCUGACUUAAUUUAUUUUUAUACACUGUGCAUCCAUUUUUCUGAGAUUUGGUGGAAAUCUGAUUUGAAAACAUUUGACUGUACGAAUGUAAUAAACACUUGGAGAUACUGUACCAAGA